AGCUGCCCCCCGGUCCCGUCGUCAGGCGGGAAUGGCCGGUGUGUGCCGGGACGGGCACCGGUGAGGAGCAGGGGUGGGUCAGAUGUAAACAGACACGGGCGUGAGUGUGAACAUAAAUAUAUAAAUAGCGCCGCCCCGAAGCUGACGGCGGGCGGGGAGAGGCGCUCCGGCGCGAGUCGAUGCCCGUCCGCGCUCUCCCGGGACGGGAACGCGGCUCUGGGAAAGAGGAGAAUGCAGCGAAUUCUGCUCUGAGGGUUUCAGUAGGGGCUCAGGAGCGCCGAGACGUUGGUUUGGGAAGAAGAAAAAAAAUCAAGUAUUGGGUACCAAAUUUGCACAUAUGAGCAGAGCGCCUUUUCUGCCAGAAGGGCAGCUCCGCGCGCCGAUCCGCUGUCGGGUUAAAUGAAGCGCAGAAACGCUGCUGCCGGCGGGGCCCGUGGCGCGGGGCCGGGGGCUGAGGAGCGCCUCGCGCAGGGGGACGCGCGCCCGGAGCGCCGCCGCACCCGCACGGGCCUCCCCUGCUUCGCCCGCGCGCCCUCGGGGGCGGGCCCGGCUCCCCCGGGGCUGUGCCCCGGCCCGGGGCUGUCCCCCGGCCCGCUCUGCUCCCCGCACCGGGCCGUGGCGGCUCGGCGUGGACCCGCGGUGGUACGGCGAGGGGUUGGGGCUGGUUCCCGUUAAGCGAGCGCUGGGGGAGGGGACGGCGUUUUCCAGUACUGUUUGGUAGCCGAUUAUGCCUAUUUUACUGCUUUAAAAAUACAUCCCGUUGGGAGGAAUGCACGGUGUUUGUUUACCGCAUCUCUAGGACGUGGUGAUGUUUGCGUUUGAUACGCUGUGUCUUACGAACCCGAAAGACUGGAGUCGUUUGAAGAUUAUGUAAAAAUAAAGGUGCAGAUGCCCUUUAAAAAGAGUAAUAAUGGGACCGGGCAUUCAAGAAUAUCCCUUAUUACUGCACAGAGAGACACAGAAAAAGGAAAGCCAAAUCAAUGGAAACCACAAAGGAAUGUUACAGUAAUGGAAAAAGCCAUCCGAGCACCAAAGGACUAAAUAAACCAAUUUCUCAUGUGAAAUCUUCUCCUGGAAGAUUAGGCAAAAAUGUAUCAAGUGCCAUUGAAAAGACUUCCCAUGACACUCAAGAUGGUAACCAACCACGCAUUUUUAAGAAGGGACGAAACCAGCUGGAUGACAACACUCAGUCAAAAAGGAUCACGAGUGUUUGCACAUCGCUGCACAGAGUACAAGGACCAAAGAGGAGCCUCCCAGAAAGAAGGCAAAAUGAAUCUUUUCUGCACAGGACCCCUCCUAGCAUAACGGGCAGCGCACAAGGUAGCUUCUGUAGGGUUACAGAUGUCCCAGUGCAACAUUUCUAUCGCAGUAAAAAAGAACAGUUGGAAAAGAAUCAUGAAGAACAUGUUGCUGAAGCUGGUCCAUGCUCUUCUAAAUGGCAAGAAGCAUCUGUAGAUGAAAUGUUUCUUGAUUUUGAAUCAGUGCAGAUUAUUAAAGAAGAUGCUGAAGAUGACAGUGCCAGUGAUCUCUCUGAUUCGGAAAGGAUUCCCAUUCCCCCGUCUCCCUGCACACCACCAGAACUCAUUCUCAGAGCUGAAGAAAUCGAUCCAGUUUGUUUGGAACACGUCCCUGAUACGGGUUUUAAAGAAUCAGAGUAUUACUACCCAGACUUCCUCCCACCCCCUUUCAACUCCUGGGACUUGAAGCAACUGGCCAUCUUUGUUAAUGUAGAGGGUAAAACUGAAUUUCGACCAAAGCCAACGGGAUUUCUUGAGAAAUACAUUGAUCGCCUUUUGCAGCUGGAAUGGCUGCAAAUGCAGACUGUACAGAAUGAGAAGGGAAAGGCAGCCAAAGCCCGGCCACAGACUGCUCCCGGCUCCAUCCGUACCCUAAAAAGCCCCGGCAAAGGCAAAACAUUGCUUAGCCCUUUACCUAACAAGCAAGCGGUUCCCCAAGAAAGCGUUACAAAGCUGCCCAGAAGCUAUUGGGGUCACAGGGGAGAUUCAUGCUGUGAAGAAAGUCGCCAGUUAUACUCUCAGCCAGGUCACUUGAAACUUUCUGAUAGAACGGGACGCAUGCUUCCUUCUCAGAGACAAUCUGGUGAAGUAAGGAGUGAACUGAAAAAAAGCCCAGCCGCAAGGCAACAGCUUCUCAACAUGCAGCCCUCCGAGAACAGUUCUAAAAUUCAAAGCGUUGGUAAUAUCAGACCCCCUAAGCAACCCCCAGUAUUUCAUGGUUCAGCUGCUCCCAUCAAAGGCUUAAAAACAUACGCGUGUACAAAUCCAAAGAAAAAUGGCAAUGCCAACAAUUACGUUCCUUCUAAAAAACCAACAGGGGACAGGAAAAUAAAAACAAACAGCACGAAGCAAACAUCACGCAAAUAUAAAUGAAGAAAAAUUAGUUAGUAAGUGUUGAUGCUUCUUGACUGCUAGAAAGCAUUUUGCCAAUGCAGAAGGUUCGUGUUUUCUUCUUAGGAAGAUCCUGAGAAAAUAUGUUCUUGCUGCAUGUUGUAAGUCAGCACUGUUCAUUUCAAUACGUGUGAUCUUAAGCCAGCAAGGCCGGCAGGAGAUCUUCUCCCUGAAGGCAAGUGUCUUCCAUUGGUCUUUCCUCAAAAAUAUUUACAAUUGCUCAACAAAGAUAACACUAGCAGAGUAUGGAAGUUUAGAGAAAUAUGUAACAUGUCCUCCUGUUGGCACCGGCUGAAGUCCGUGGUGUUUCUCGUGCUUACCUUGGGGUAUGUGAGGGAACAGGGGCCGCGCUCUUGGCCUUGAACAGGUGUGCUGUUUUGUGAGGCAGGUUUGACGGUGGUGGUUUGUGAUGGAAAAGGGCUCAACUGUUUUUAUAAAAUAGUGGAGCAUGCUUAUCUAUGCAAAGUCAAACUCUGAUUCUUCACAGAAGAUGAUGAAUUGGAUUUUUUGGAUGAAUUGGAUUUUUUGGAUGAAUUGGAUUUUUUUUAUAAGAAGAAUGGAGAUAAUGUUUUGAAAUAUUUUAAUGCAGAAAGGAUUCUUUUUAAGACAAAAAAACGUUAGGGAGCAGACAGCUUCAAUAGCAACAGAUUAAGAAAAUGGAAUGCAUAUUUUUAUACCCAGCUUUCCUUGGAGUUCAUUUUGUAAGCCUUGAUGCUUUUUGUCAUUUAGAGGAAACGACCAAAUUUCCAAUUGCACAUGGAUAUAGAUGACUAAUGCAAAAUGGGGUAUUGCUAGAGACUCUGUGGCCUAAUUUGCAGAACUGGUAGCCUCUCAAAACAUAAAAAAUAGACUUUUAGGGGAUGAAUGUAAAGGCUAUUCUAAGUUCAAGUAAAGAUAUAUUUUGAUACAAAAGAUUUCUAUUUUCGGUCACCCGAGAUGACUAUUAUUUAUCCCGUGGUUCACUUCAUUUAGCUUGGCUUCUUGUUUCACGGUUUAGUGAAGCGACGUGGGGAAAUGCCCCACAGAGAGGAACUGCACAACCAGGGCCGGGUCCUGUCCGCGGCCCCUCUGCUCCCUCUUGUGCCUGUGGGAUGCAAGAGGGCACCACGCACAGUCCAGUCAGCAUUCAAGGGUCAGCUCCUCUGUUACAAUUUCAAGUCAAUCACAGCGGCUGGGGACACACUCUCGUUCAAGAUGAAAUUCUAGAGGGUGUUUUGUACUUUCGUUUUAAAAUGAAGUACAGAGCAGCAUUAACUUCAUCCGCAGCCACCAGUGGCAGUGAACUGCUUAUGGGAAGUGAGCUGAGGUCUGACGGACCAGAUCUCUCAAGUGGAUCCUUCACGUUGUGACAGAAAAUGAAAAAGUAGCAAACACUAAAGAGUACGUUAUGUAUAUAGUAUAUAUACGUAUGCAUAUAUGUAUAUGCACUUCUCUUGUUGAUCUCAUCUUGGUUUUAAGAUGCUUAGCUGUUUCUGUUCUUUCAUGGUGCCUACCAGAUCUUCAGCUUUGUAAAAUUGCAAAGCAUGGAUUUAUAUGUAGUUUAAAAGGUGAGAAUAUUAUUAAAUGUAGUAAUAAACCAGAGUAUUUUACAGUACGUUAAAACAUUGCUCAGGAAUAGUCUAAGAAAUAUUUUCAGUGUUUUUUUCCUAGUCUACUGGAGACCAAAUGUGAAAUUUUAAACUGAUAAAGGAAACAAUGUAAUAUACAGUAUUAUAUUUCCAUAUUCAGUAUUUAUGAGGUCACAGUUAAAAUGAGUUGUAGUUGCAUGUACAUCCAUCUCUAUGCAAUUAAAGUGAAACUUAAUCUGACAUGCUCAAAGGUCAAAUAAAUUGGCUGUGUCAGAGGUGUGGUGAAACUUAGAGGACGGCAUUCAACACCAGCAACUGCCGAGGACCAGCACGUUCUACUGUUGCUAUUUUAUCCUUUUGUUUUGUUUCAGACUCGUGAUUGUAUUUCAGCAUUUUUUAGACAAAAGGUUCUUGCAUCCAGUGCUAGGAUUUCAAGCUCUGGCCAAAUUCUACAAGCCUUCAUUAGUCAAGUUUUCCUGGUUCGCGUUAAUGGUAGUGCAAGUCAGUAGGACUGCUCUUGCCAAUAAGCGCUGCUUUAGUGCACGAUUUGAGCACGCUGCUUUAGUGCACGAUUUGAGCACGCUGCUUUAGUGCACUACUGUAGGCACCUAACGCAAGGUGAGCAGGAUCAAGUCAAUAAUCAGAAUAGCAGUGUUUUAAAACUAAUUCUGUUAGAUGCAGUAAUUAAUUUAGCAUGUUAUAUAGCACUGAAUGCUAGCGUGUGCUGAAUUUUCUUCUGAAAUGUUACUCUACAUUGGUGCUUUCCUGGGUUACCGGGAGGGCGGGCAUGUAGAUACAGGCACAUGUUGCAUGAGCACUUCUUAAAUAAACAGUGUUUCAGUCAGCUUUGAACAGAGCAAAGGUGAUGGGCACGGAGGAAAGUUCCUUCCCACAGACCUAAGAAAGUUUUGUUUUAAUGUAGUGCUUGUGAUCUGAUGGAGAUGAACCUGAUGUUGGAGACUAAAAAGUUCAGCAGGUGGAGACGGUGAUGGCACUUAAACUAAGCCUGAAUGCUUGUUCCUCGCUACGCUCUGUCUGGGAUCUGGCCAAGGAAGUUUGUCUUGCAUGAUAAUCACACAAGUCUAACUGGUAUUCGUUGCUUUGAUACUUCUUACACAGUCUUCUUUGUUUACACACAGAAAUAGAAAGUCUGUGUUUGCUUCAAGAAGCAGACGUAGCGUGAGCAGACCUGCAAGGGCUGGAUUUUAUCCCGCAGCACUUCUGCUUCUGUUUUAACUUGACUGUUCUGGGCCUACAGAGAAAAAGAGCUCCUGUUUAUGCAGAGGGCUGUGGCUUAUGUUUUGUUCAGUUUGUGUUGACGGAUAUUGUCUUCAGAAGCACUUCUGAAUAUAGCAGAAAAGUUUAUUCCAUCAAAUACAUUCUGUCUGGAAUUAAAAUACUUGCCCAGCACGGUGUUUGUGUGGCUGUUGACGGGGUGUUCACUGUGUUGAGCAAUAUGAUCAUACGUUCCUGUGUGUCUACGCCUAGCAUUGAAAAUGCUUCUUUGAGAACAAUUUACUGUGAUGUGAGAUAUUUAAACAAUGAUUUAUUUUUUUUCUAGAUAACUUAAAGGUUUAAUCUUCUGCAGUACUACCCACAAAACAAAUACUCACAGGUUGCAUUUUAAAUAAACAGCUGGAAUCUACUUCAGUUAUACUGGUAGCAACGCUGAACAACUCUGUUGUUUUCAAUGAAAUUACCCAGUUAUAAAGACGUGAAGAAACAGAGUUUACCCCAGUAUGUAUAAACUGGUUUUUAAUGAACAUGAAGAAUUUUAAAACAAUGUUGUUUUUCUCCUGACAUGUUUCUUUUUUCACCAUUACUUGCAUCUCUGCAGUGAAAUCCUGUGGUCAGUUAAGGUGUUACACCCCCUGCAGCCCCACAGCUUGUGCCCGCUUUCAGGUCCGUAGAGCAGUGGGGGGCUCUAGGUCCCCGUUCCGUUGGCGGGGCCGGGCUCAAGCUGCUGCAGUCACUCACCCAGAAUUUAUGCCCCAAAGAGUGGUUAUCGUCGUGCGAGUAACGUGUACUGUUCUGGGAAGAGCGGCUUCACACCCCUCGGGUGGGAGGGCCUUGAAAGGAAGACUCGGACAGUCCCUGCUGUGGGUGGGUGUCCCGGGUCCCGCGUGGCCGCUCCUUCAGGCUGAUAAGGUGGACCGGAUUGUUCUUUCCAAAUGAGAGAUGGCGCCUGCUGGUACGCGUUGGGGGUAGUGGGGUGCCGGUGCUUCUCGCGGAGGCAGGAAGGCUGGGCAGUGUUGCUUCUGAGAAGGCCGAGUUUAGAGCCAAGGGGCUGUCGAAGCAGGGGGCUCCCAUCUCCCCCGCUGCCCCCGGGUGCUGUGACCGGGGGUCCCAGCCUCGGCCCGUGCCCCUCUGCUGCUGGCCCUGCCCGGGGCGGGGGCUGUAACGCUGCGCAGGGCGGGCAGGAUUAUUUCCUUGGGCUGAGCUCCACCUUUGACUCCAGACUGCUUCAUCACGCCAUGAUGAUCCCAUCCCCGCUUUCUGGGCUUCAGUUAGUGGUGGCUGAGGUCGCUUUUACCUUGUAUUUGCUAUUAAAAGGAUCUCGUUAGAACUUGGGAGAGUAUUUUGACAGUUUUUUCAGUCAGUAUGUGAUAAUGUUUUUUGGAGCUGAUAUUAUAGUUGAAAUUUCUACAGUAUGAAAUUGCCUAUAAUGUACUACUUUUUGCCUUAUUUUAAAGGUAUUGAGCCUUUGUUUCUCCCGUUGGCAUUAAUGGGUUUUCUUCUGAAAAAGAGUGAAACAGAUCACUGUAUCUGGAAAGACUGGAACUCAAUUAACUGAGAAUUUGCAGCCCAGCUUUUGAUGUUGGUGAUCAUGUCGUCUUAUUUAUUUGCACUUUUUGUGGAUAUUUUUGCUAGUAAUUUCAUUGGAAAGUGAUCUUGUAAUUCAAAGUUGAUGUAUAUUUACUGUAUUAAAAAAGUGAGAUACUGCCUGUUA
Molecule: messenger RNA, 6926 nt
Organism: Chroicocephalus ridibundus (black-headed gull)
Lineage: Eukaryota; Metazoa; Chordata; Aves; Charadriiformes; Laridae
Gene: FAM217B
Product: family with sequence similarity 217 member B
Exons: 4
Coding region: 981-2390 (469 amino acids)
Source: RefSeq, a predicted model, not a curated record